Pimephales promelas (fathead minnow) is the source of this 2001-nucleotide messenger RNA. RefSeq names its product interleukin-1 receptor-associated kinase 4 (gene irak4). Gene Ontology annotation, biological process: protein phosphorylation; signal transduction. Lineage: Eukaryota; Metazoa; Chordata; Actinopteri; Cypriniformes; Leuciscidae. The record is from RefSeq and is a predicted model, not a curated record. Gene Ontology annotation, molecular function: protein serine/threonine kinase activity; magnesium ion binding; ATP binding.
AAGAGUAAACUCGGUUCGGUUCGGCAUGUGUGACGUCACGCGGGCCACGCUGGUUCGGAAGCUCCGGUUCUCCACACUGCGGGCUUUAUCUGACCUGCUGGACCCGCAGGAGACCUGGAGGAACGUCAUGAUGGACAUCAGCGGAACCACAGGAGAACCCAGAUACUCACAGCUGCACAUCCGGAGGUUUGAAGCAGCAGUUCUCCAGGGAAAGAGUCCCACGAUGGAGAUGCUGUUCGACUGGGGAACCACAAACUGCACUGUUGGAGAUCUGGUGGAGAUUCUGGUCCGACACCAGCUGUUCGCCGCCGUCAGCGUCCUGCUGCCAGAAGAUCAGAUCUGCCACACUAAAGCAGGCUCAUCUGGAGUAUCUGUCUGCGCAGCGCAGCGUGAAGAAGUUCGCCUGUCCGCCUGUCCCGAGGUCCCUAAACCCGUUCAGCAGGAGACGCGUGUGAUGGAGCCGGACAGCAGCACCGGACCCGAGGAGAACACAUGGAGCAGCUCUGAAGGUCUUUAUAUAACCACAUCCGACAGCCGUUGCCCAUCAGUCCCUGAACCCCUCUCUCACUCAGGGUUCCACACAUUCUCUCACCGUGAGCUGACGGUCAUCACCAGCGAUUGGGACGAUCGCCCCCUGGUGGACGGAGGCUGUCGGCUCGGCUCCGGUGGCUUCGGCGUCGUCUUCAGGGGCCGGAUUGGAGACACUUAUGUAGCUGUGAAGAAGCUCAAUCCUAUGGAUGACGGCUCACUCGAAGACAUGAAGACUCAGUUUAAUCAAGAAAUUCAAACUCUCAGGAGUCUGAAGCAUGAGCAUCUGGUGGAGCUGCUGGGGUCCUCCAGUGAGGGGCAGCACAUGUGUCUGGUGUACUCCUUCAUGCCCCAGGGCUCGCUGCUGGACCGGCUGGCGUGUUCGGGCGGAUCUCCUCCUCUCUCCUGGCGGAGCAGAUGUUGGAUCAGCACCGGAUCGGCCCGAGGUCUGCAGUUCCUGCACCAGAACAACCACAUCCAUCGAGACGUCAAGAGCGCAAACAUCUUGUUGGAUGAAGGCUUGGUUGCGAAGAUCUCCGACUUCGGUCUGACGCGAGCUUCAGCCAAACAGUCGUGCUCGACGGUCAUGACAGAGAGGAUUGUGGGAACGACGGCCUACAUGGCGCAGGAGGCGUUGAGAGGAGAGAUCACUCCUAAAUCAGACAUCUUCAGCUUCGGCGUGGUGUUGCUGGAGGUUUUGUCUGGUCUUCCUCCGGUGGAUGAAAGCCGUGAUCCUAAACUACUGAUGGAGAUGAAGGAUGAGAUCGAGGAUGACGAGGUCUCUCUGCAGGACUUCAUUGAUAGUAAGAUGGAGGGAUGGCAGAUGGAGGAUGUGGAGAAGAUGUAUGACGUGGCGUCUCAGUGUCUGUGCGAGAAGAAGAACAGAAGACCCACCAUCACACAGGUCCUCUCUGAGCUGGAAGAUCUUCAUCUCAAACUUUCCCAGAGCUCCGGAUGAUCCGCUCGAGCAGUGCUCUAUGGCGCACAAAGCACACACACCUUCUUCUCCACCUCCAUGUGCAGUGUGUUCUCCACCAUGUCCAGCAGAGGGUUCUUACAGCUGGAGUACAGCAUGCGCUCACGGAUCCCACAGCUGUAGCCCGGCAUGGAGUAGAUGAACACUGCCGACCCAGAGCGAGAGGAAACAUGUCACUUCACUGAUCAGACAUCAGCAGUCUACAGGUCAGGCUGACCAAAACUCACACUGUUCACAUGUUAAUGUUAAAAAUAAGAUGUUGUAAUCACAUUAGUUGUGCUUGGAGUCGAUUGUUUUAUUUGUGAUGAUAACAACACAAUGGAACAUGACAAAUUGUGCUGACAUAAUAUUGGCUGGACUGUCAUACAAAGAAAUUAUGAACCAAAAAAACAAAUGAAAUAUUAAUAACUGACUAUGUUUGCUUUUUCCUGUUAGCUUUUUUUCAAUGCUUUUUUUUGGGGGGAGGGGGAUAGUAAAAUAAAACUUAAGUAGCUGUA